CAGACGACGGGUGACAAUGAUGAGCCCCAAACUCAUCUGCUCCGGCUGGUUUCUGCUGAUCCUGAUUUCCACGCACGACCAAGGAAGGGCCAAACCGAUGACCAACGUACAGGCCUUGUCUAAACUGUUCGAAGAGGACCUCGGGCACCCACUGGGGUCUGAGGAAAGAGAACAAGAGCAGGCUGAGACCCUCCUCACAGGAGCCUUGGAGCAACCAGACGCUCCACUCCCCUGGUCCAGAAACCCCCAGGAGGGGGCCUCCAUUUCAGAAACGGCUCUCCAGCGGAUCUUCAGCGAUCUUCUGGGCUCCUCUCGGAGCUACCAGGGCAGAAGCAAAAAGGGCUUUUCCAAGGGCUGCUUUGGAGUCAAGCUGGACCGGAUUGGAUCCCUGAGUGGGCUGGGAUGCUGAACAGUCAAGA
Molecule: messenger RNA, 419 nt
Organism: Heteronotia binoei (common prickly gecko)
Lineage: Eukaryota; Metazoa; Chordata; Lepidosauria; Squamata; Gekkonidae
Product: C-type natriuretic peptide 1-like
Exons: 2
Coding region: 17-409 (130 amino acids)
Cellular component (GO): extracellular region
Molecular function (GO): hormone receptor binding; hormone activity
Source: RefSeq, a predicted model, not a curated record